Molecule: messenger RNA, 822 nt
Organism: Fusarium fujikuroi IMI 58289
Lineage: Eukaryota; Fungi; Ascomycota; Sordariomycetes; Hypocreales; Nectriaceae
Exons: 1
Coding region: 1-822 (273 amino acids)
Source: RefSeq, a predicted model, not a curated record
AUGGCAAUGUCAUUUCAAUCACAUAAGCCACUACAUAGCUGGCCCACGACGAAAUUACAAGCCAAAACAUACCAGAGCCAAGAAAAUCAAAGGCAUUGUUACUCUCAUUAUCCCACUAUUCACGAAGUCUCGCUUCAAGACUCGCAUCCAAGACCAGUAUCUAUCUCGUCGGCUUAUUCUGUACCUGAGACCUUCCCAAGGAGCAAUCUAAAGAUAGAAUCUGCUUCUCAGCUACGCUCUUUUUCUGCUUCUUCAGGUCGCACUCUUCGACCUCCACCUAAACUCCACCAACGGCCAUUCCUGUCUUCGGAGCAAAUUCAACAAGCAAAGCCUGCUGCCAUGCAGACACAUCAGUCUGAUAAUGAUAGCAUUCGAAGUCUUGAGCCUCCUCCUGUUCCCCCAAAAGAUCCUCUUCGGACAUCUUCUACACAUGGGCACAGCUCGGAUAUCUCAUAUGAAAGCGACACAAAAUCUCCUAGGCCUCACACCUUUGGAUAUCCGGAACCUUCUUCAGCACAUGCAUCAUACUGGUCUGAGCCUAGCGGCAGCGAGAGUGGGAGCGUUACCGAAGAUGAAGAAGAGUUGACAGAUGUUGAAGAAACAGUCUUAGAAUCGUCUGAGGUUGAGGAUAGCUUACUACGUUUCUCCAUCAUCGAGGCGCAUCGUGUCUCAUUCCAUACAUGGAUUCUGAACCCCACUACAGCUGGAGCUCCUUCUGACCCACCGCUCAAGCUGAGCUUGAGAGACCAGAUUGAAAAUGCAUACAUGGCCUGGCCUGCUUGCUCGAAGAAGGCCAAGCGUUGGGGGGUAAUAUUCCAGUAA